Molecule: messenger RNA, 955 nt
Organism: Ornithodoros turicata
Lineage: Eukaryota; Metazoa; Arthropoda; Arachnida; Ixodida; Argasidae
Exons: 7
Coding region: 158-955 (265 amino acids)
Source: RefSeq, a predicted model, not a curated record
CCGUGUUUUUAAUGGAGCCAAACCGGGCCCAUUGUAAUCUACGGAGCUCGACUGCCUUUAGGUUAUAUUUUGGAAGCAAACAGAGGAAGAGAUACGGUAGUGUGAAACCGGCCCAAGGCUAGUUGGAAGUUUCCUUUGGAAGUAGCCUUCCUGGAAAAUGAAGAGACGCACAAAAAUGCAUAGGAUAUCCAUUUGGUCAGGCCUCUUACUCACGGUCUACAUGACAAUCGGUUCAUGUGUAGAAGUACGGUUGCAGAGGCGGGAACCGGAUAUCUAUGCCAAAUGUCUUCUCGCACUCCUUGAGGACGUGCAGCACGUCGCUACGGCUGUUCAAAUCACUCUCAUUCCGCCGCGCUUCUCCCCUGAGGAAGAGUGUGUGCUUAAAGGGGAGUACGCGUACAUGGUCUCGUAUGCAAAGCAAGGCGAAGAACCGCAACGCUGGAUACCUCCAGGCACUGAAGGACCCAUAGUCCUCCAUAACCUCAAGCCCUCGACAGCCUUCAGAAUAACGGUAGCCAUGAGCUACCACUAUACCAGCACAAAUGAAGCGAAGGAAACACCAGAGUUCCUAAUUGAGACGAAAACCACAGACAUCGCAGUUCCUCCACCACCGACUACGGAAAUCAAACUGGUGGAUUCAUCCCUACUGAAUAAGACCCAGCAGAGGUAUGAAUUUCCUUUCCACAUCUUCAGCGACGACAACGGGAUUGUCAAACAUGUCCAUAUACUCGUGGCACAGUACACGGAAAUAGAUAAGUGCGAGCAGCGAGUUACGUGGAAAGCAGCCCAUUCGCACUCCCCCAUCAAGUGUUACGAUGCCGGACGUAUCGACCGGUUUAAUUCAGGUUGCCAAGUCAAAGGUACUACGCUGACAUGCGUGUUGGGGUUUCAAGAAGAAUGCGAUGGCAGUAUAUGCAAUGGACCACUGACCCCUGGCGUAAAGUACAGUUUCUGA